AGGGGUCCCUGCGGGCGAGGCAAUAAACAGACACGUGCAGACUUGUGGCGAGCGGGGAAACGGAGAUCGCUGCCUGUCUAAACUUUCCUCUCAUAUAUCCAAGUGUCCUCUCCGGGGAUGAAGGAGGCCAACCUGGAGCACACCUGAAAUCUCCCUCGCCACAACAUGAAGGACAACAGCAAGAUGAAGCCACAGCGGCAGGCUCACCGUACUGCCAACACCUUCACCUUCCGGGGGUUUGGUGAGCGGGUGCGCCGGCUCAGAGUCUCUGCCGGCAGGUUCCUCCUGCAGCGGCCACGGACUGAGGAAGGCGAGGAGACGACUUUCCUCCACCAGGCACUUGUGAGGGCACGGGAGCUCAAUUUAACGCAGGCCUUCCAGGAUUUCCAGAAUGAGCUUGGUGGUGACCUUCAGCACCUGACACAGCUGGUGCACCAGGAGCAGCAGGUGGCCGAGUGCCUGGCACGCCACCUGGCCCUGUCAGACACCCCGGCCCUGCAGCCUCUCCUGGACCUGCUGGUGGCCUUUGCCAACGACCUGCCGCAGGAGUUUUACCAACGGCACUUUUACAACCUGCUGCCAGUGUUGGUGGGGCAGCUGGCAUCUCGGGAGCCAGAGCGGCUGGAGGCAGUGUUCCUGUGCCUGGCAUCCCUGCUAGUGGUGCUGCAGCGGUACCUGCGCACUGAUCUGGUCCGCCUCUACCACCACCAGGGGUAUGCCAGCCUUCUCUCUCCAGCCCAGCCUUGGUACAUCAAUGAGCUGGCAGCCCAGACCCUCAGCUUCCUGGUGAGGAAAGCCUCGGGGCAGGAGGCAUUCCUCCGGGGUGUCAUUAAGGGGCUGGGCCGCGGGCAGGGGGCCCCACAGGGUGUAGGUCGCCUGGUGGCAGCUGUGAUGAAGUCUGAUGUGGUACAGCGGUUGCACAGCUCAGCGGGCAGCAUGCUGGCCAUCCUGCUUGCCCUUCUUGGUGACAGUGGCCUCCCACGUGAUCUGGCGCUGGAGAGCAUCACCUACGCAGUGCAGCAGGUGGCCCACCACAUCACCAGCAAGCACCCCAGUGGUGCCACCUCCUGGCAGGCUGGCUGGGCCCAGGAUGCACAGCUGGUGUGGCCAGUCUUGUGGCGUGCUGUGGCUGAUCUUCUCCCUCUAAGUGAUGCCUCUGCUGCCCAGCACCUGCAGGCUGUGAUGCAGGUGGUGCAGGCCUGGGUGGACUACAAGCAGGCAAUUCUGAUUACUGACCCAUCAGAGGCUCUGAAACAGUGCCUGGCUGUGGCACAAUGCGAGGUGCCAGAAGAAUUGGGCACCAUCACGUGCAGUGUUGUGGCUGUACUCCUCACCUCCACCCACCACCACAUCCACAAUACCAUCCUCCGCCAGGCCCUCCACACCUUGCUGGCCUCCCCCCUGCCACACCACACCAAGAUCACCUUUCUCAGCCACCUCUUUGACCUGGCCAGGUUUGAUACAGAAGUGCUGCCUGAGGUGCUCCUCUAUCUGGAUGGGCUCACCAGCUGUGCAGCGGGUCAGGCCAUGCACCAGGAGGUCUUGGCCACAUUGGCCACCCUCAUCCUGAAGAAGCAGCCUCCAUGCCAGAGUGGGAUGGACCUGCCCUCCUGGCAGGCCUAUCCCCUGAUCUUCUCCCAGGCUGAGGGCAGUGCAGAGGCCUCCAUUCCAGCACUAGUGGAGGGCAAACUGAGGGCUGGCUUAGAGGAGGAUCUCUCCAAUCUGGAAGAACUGGCCCUGUGUCUGUCAGUAGUGGCCCAUGUCCAGCCUUUGGACCACCAGGAGCUGGCCCCUCACCUCACCUGGUUAUUCUCCCUGCUGAUGGAGGCUUUCACUGACUGCACCACCAAGGUUGUGGAGAAUGACAAGCCAGCACCAGUGAAGAAGAAGGGGAAGGCCAAGGCAGAGGCUGCAGUUGUCCUGGAUCUCAACGUGAAGUAUGACCUCCCCCUAGCCACCCGCAGGUCACUGGCGCUGCUCGGGGUGCUGGUGGAGGCCAUGGUACACAUUCUGUCAGGAACAGACUUCCUGGCAUGUCUUGAUCCCCGCCAGCUGUUGGAGGUGGUGAGGGGGCGGCCACAGUACAGAGGCAACACCCACUUCCUGCGGGCAAUGGAUCUUCACUUCACAGUGGCCCAGAAGGAGAACAAUGAGGUGAUGAAUGAAGACACCUUGAGGGAGGUGUACACUGUCCUUGCCCCCUGCCUGGCCUCCCCAGACCCACAGGUAAGACUGCUGGUGCUCCACAUCUUCUCCCUGUUCCCGGUCAAGCUCCCAGCACUCCCAGAGGACACGGAGACUGUGGAGAGCAUGUUCCAGGUCAUGCUGAAGGCGGAGUGUGUGGCCAUCACGCCCUGGGAGUACAAGAACCGCUUGCGCCACCUCUCUUUGCUGGAUGCAGAGCAUGUGGCACCUCACCUGCCCACCUGUGGCACCUUCAGGGAGGCACCACUGCUGCUGUUCCUGGGCCAGCUCUAUAUCAAUUUCAAGGACAUCUGGGGGCCUGUCCUCAAGGCCAUCUCCAGCUUUGCUCACAGCCUCCCCGACCACCACUUCUGGCCACUGUGGUUCUCCCAGCUGACCAUUGCAUCACACCUCACCAAGCAGGUGCUCCAGGGAAAGGAGGCUGACCCUGACACUGACUUGGGUCUGGAAACAGAGGUCCUUGGGGAUGUUUUUCAUCACCUCUCAUCUCAUGGAGGCUUUGCACAGAUCCCGCUCAAGCCAGACCACCUCAACUACCGCAACCUGCUGUGGAGAGCGAUGGCCAUGUUCCCUGAUGUGUGUGAGGCACGGAACAGGGAUGUGGUGCCUCUGUUCUUCUCCUUCCUAGAGGGGGAACUGUACCCUGUUGACUCCAGUGUUGCCCCCACACAGGACCUCAGCAUCCAGCAGCUGGAUGAGAGCUCAGAGAAGGCAGCUGAGGCAGAGGAGCAGACUGAGGAUGCUGAGGAAGAUAACCAAACCGACAACCCUUCAGAAGAGCAGGAGAUGCAGCCCUCCAGUGAAGCCAAGCCACUCAAGAAGACACAGGCCAGCAAAUCCCAGUCCACUACCACCACCACCACCCCUCCACGGCGAGCUCCCAUUAAGUCCCUGUGUGAGCAACUGACUGUACUCUCCAAGUUCCACAACCCUCGCAUGGUGCUGCACGCCCAGCGCCUGGAGCGCACCUACCACCAGCUGCUGAGUCACCCGCUGCCUGGCGUUCAGCGGCUUGCCCUGGACUGCAUCAUGAGUUACAGUCAUGCACACCUGACUCCCUACAGAGAGAGCCUCUACAGAAUUGUGGAUGACCGCUCCUUCAAACACGCCCUCACUCUCUUCAGCAUCGAUGGGAGUGAGCAGAGUGUGGAGGAGGAGCACCGAGGUACCCUGCUGCCCUGCCUGCUGCGCCUGCUGUAUGGCAAGAUGCACCACAAGACAGGGCCCAACACUGCCGGCCGGGGCAAGAUUACAGCCAGGAAGGCAGUGGUGCUGAGGUUCCUGGCCGGGGCUCGGGAGGCUGAGUUGGGCACCUUUCUGGACCUGUCCUUUGAGGUGCUGGCACCUCAUUUAGAAGGCUCUGUGUCGGCAGUGGUGGCCCGUGCCCGCACCGGCCUGGACCUGCAGCAGACAGUGCCACUGGGUCGCCUGCUGAGUGCCCUCACCACUGUGCAGAACAUUGUCGACAAGAUUGGAAAUCUUCUGACAGAGCGUGUGCCCUUCCUGCUGAAGGUGACGCUGUACGUGGCCGCUGUGGCAGACAGCCUGCUAGGCCAGCGGGCCAAGAUGGUGCCUCGCCACAUCUCCUUCCUGAAGCACCUGCGACAGCUGGCCCAGCGCCAGGUGGUGACUUUCUUCAGCCAGUUUGCAGAGUACCAGUGGUCAGCAGAGGAGCUGGAGGCAGUGUUUGAGGCAGUUGUUUGGCACAGCCUGCCUCGCCUUCCAGAUGAAGGCCUCGCUUCCCCCUCCCCACUCCUGGGACUCUUCAGCUGCUGGGCGCAACACCCCCGCUACAUGCCUCUGCUGGCCCGCCACCACCCCGGCCAGACCUCCCUCACCCCCCUGCCAUACGUGGUGCAGCUCCUGCGUCACCCCAAGUGUGGCUCUACUGUAGUCUCCUCUGUGCUGUCCCUCGUGGAGGACCUGCUCACCCUGCCAGACUCUACUUCAGAAGAGGAGGAACCACUGCCCACAAGCCCUCACAUGGUCCCUGUGGAGCGCCAGCCUUCACGUGAUGGUGAGGCAGACAUGAACUAUGGCACAGCCCUCCUCACCCCCCACCUGGAUCCCCUCCUACAGAGCCUGGGGACCUACCUGGCCAAGGUGGGCCAGGGCCAAGCAGUGGCUGCACGUGACCUCAACAUUCUGAGCAGCCUGACGCGGUGGGUCAGCAGCACAGAGGUCAGCAGUGAGCUGCUGAACCUCAUCAUUCCCAUGGUGGCCAGGCGCCAGGUCAAGAAGGAGGAGAAGGUGUCCCAGCUACUGGCUGCCUGCUGCCACUUGCUGGGGGUGGUGCAGGAUCCUGAACAACACUUGCGGUCGCUGCUCUCUCUGUUUGGGUGGGUUGGCUUCCGUCAGGCGCGGGAGCAUCUGUGUCAGGCCCUGGCCGUGCUGGCUGGCACCAACCCUGCCCUGCAGCAGCUGGCCAUCACUGCAGCAGACCUCAAUGCCUGGAGCACCAGAGCCGUGGAGGAGGUGGACUUUGAGCGUCGCCUGGCCAGGUACCGCACCCUCACCCUCCUCCUGGCUGACCUGCAGCAGCUUGACCUGCCCAUGAGCCUCCUGCUGGUGCACCACAACAUGUUUGUCCUGCAGCACCAGGAGGACGCUGCCCUGCGUGAUGUGGCUGUCCUCUGCCUCACUCAACUGGUGGAUGCCUGUGCCCGCCUGCGGGAAUCACAGCGCUCCACGGCCAAGGAGGUGGUGGUGGACCGCCUGCUGCCCCAGGUGCGAGCCGCCCUGCGUGGGGAGCGGGAGGUGGUGCGGCUGGAGGCGGUGGCUGUGCUGCGCCACGUGGUGCACACCUGCUCUGACCUGCACCCUCACCUGGCUGACCUACACCAGCUGGCAGACACCACAGAUGAGGACAUAGACUUCUUCAGCAACAUGCGGCACAUCCAGCGGCACCGGCGGGCCAGGGCACUGUCCAGGCUGGUGGAUAGGCUGGCUGCCGGCACCCUCACCUUCGCACCAGGGACACUCACUGACUACCUGUUGCCUCUGGCUUCAGUCUACCUGUUCAAGGAUGAAUACGUGAGUGAUGAGUACCUAAUGGCCAGCUGUGUGGCCACUGUUAGGGCUGUGGCUGGCUGUCUGCCCUGGUUCCCCUAUCAGAGGCUGCUGAGGCACUACCUUGGCCUCAUGUUGAAGGGGGACCUCAAGCACCUGCGACUUGGAGUGAAGGUGAUCGAUGCCAUCCUGGAGGCCUUCCAUGAGGAGGUGGAGGAGUGCAGGCAGCUCAGGCCAGCCAGGCCAGCGAGAGGGAAGAGAGAUGGCCAACAUGGACUGCAUGAGGAGGAGCAGCAGCAGCAGCAGCAGCAGGCUGGAGCUAGGGAAGAGCAAGAGGCUGUACAGGAAAACAAGGGAGAGGAAGUAUCUGAGGAAAGAACAGCUGGUGAUGAGGAUGAUGUCAAAAUGGAUGAUGGAGAAGAGGAGAAGGAAGAUGAUCUGAACAAGGAAGAUAAGAAGCAACAGGACUCAGCUGCUUCCCCUGCCCUCACCCGCCCUCAGAAGGUGUACUGUGCCCUGGUGGGUUCCAUCAUCCCCCAGAUACAGCGAACCCUGGGCUGCCGCACCAGGGCAGAAACGGAACACAAGCUGAACCGCAGCAAAGUCCCCGAGGACGAGGACAUCAAGCGCAUCCCCCUGGCCUUUGCCCUCAUCAAGCUGCUGAAGAAGAUGCCCCGGACUGCCCUUAAUGCCCAUGUCAAUGGCGUCCUCAUGAAGAUCAUCACCUUCCUGAAGUGCAAAGCAGAGGGCAUCAGGGAGGAGGCACGCAACAUGCUGGUGCGCAUCAUGGUGGAGCUGGGUGGCCGCUACCUCCCCUGGCUGGUCAACGACAUGCGCAUCAUCCUCACCCGUGGCUUCCAGACCCAUGUGCUGGUGUACACCCUGUAUGCUGUGCUCACCCAGCUGCGGCCCAGCCUGGCCCCGGACCACCUGGAUGCCUGCAUGGUCCAGCUGGUGGAGGUGUGCAAGGAGGACAUCCUUGGCAUUCAGGCAGAGGAGAAGAAAGUGAAACAAAUCACCACCAAGGUGAAGGAAGCACGCAGCGACCGGGGCUAUGACAUCCUGCACUUUGUUGCUGAGUUCAUGUCCCCGCAGGGCCUGAGGGAAGUGGUGCUGCCCUUGCGGGAAGUGUUGGGCCAGACGCAGGACCGGGCCGUGGUGGCCAAAAUGGCCCGCUGCCUGGCCAGGGUUGCCAAUGGCCUAGAAAAGAACCAGAAUGUGUCUGUCACCCAGAAAUCAGUGUUUGUGUAUGGAAUACUCAAUGAGAAGCUGCCGGAAAUGACGACAGACACAACGGGAAAGCCACAGCAAAAGAGUAAGAUUGAGAGACCAGACUCGUACCUCUUGGCGCCGGAGCCUAAAAGAGCAAGGAUCAACCCCAAGACCUCACUGAAGGCCACAGCUCACAUUCUGGUGGAGUUUGCUCUGCAACUCCUGUGCAGCCUCAUGCGUCAGGGGCAGCUGCUCCCCUCAGACACAGCCCACGUGGCCCUCCUGGACCCAUAUGUGCCCACCAUGACCCAGUGCAUCAACUCAGACCACCCAGAGGUCAGCAUUCAGGCCCUCAAAUGUGUUAACUGGCUAGUCAAGUUCCCUCUUCCAUCCCUGCAGAAGGAGCUGAAGAAGAUUUGUCAGCAGAUGUUUGUGGUGCUGCACAAGUAUUCUUCCCCAGAGCUGGCCCGAGGGAAGCUGUACGACCUGGUGCAGCUGUCCUUCAAGAGCCUGGCAGUGGUGGUGCGCAGCGUGGAGUCCUACAUGCUGACGGAGGAGGAGCUGGAGAUCCUCCUGGGAUAUGUGACCAGUAGUCUGGAGGACUCGCGGCAGCAGCAGACGGCCUUCAUUGUGCUGCAGGCUGUGCUGGCCAGGAAGAUAGACUCAGCCAGCCUGCACCAGCUGCUGACCCGAGUCAAGGAGAUGAGCAUCACCUGUGGCAGGCAGUACCCGCUGCAGCAGGCCAGGGUCACCUAUCACACCUAUCUCCUCACCUACCCCAUGAAACCCCGACGCAUCACCUCAGACAUCUUUUACUUCCUGGACAACAUCUCGUACCCUGUGGAGGAAGGCAGGUUCUCGGCAGCCACUAUGAUCAACGCAGUGGUGUCGAACUUCCCCGCCAAACUGAUAACGCGCUCGGUGGAGACCAACCUCUGGUUCAAGGUGUCGGAGCAGCUGGUCAAGGAACACUCCAAGGACAACCGUGCUCUGCUUCACAAAAUCUUGAAGGCUCUGUUUGAAAGGUCCAUACGGAAAGAGAUACUCGUUGACCUCUGUUUGAAACUGCUGGUUGAGGCUGAAGGCACCACACCAGACUACACGGCCUAUCUGGUGGCUUCCAAGUCCCUCUCUGCUUUCCUAGAUGUCCCAGUCAAACUGCUUCCCAAGACCCUCCUGUCGGUGGUCCUGCCACAGGUUGUGUCCCUUGUACACCCUGCCAGGUAUGCUGCCAACACCACCAUGGAACUCUCACCACACAUUCAGCAGAUGGACAUUACUCUGGUCAGCCUCUUGGAGGUGCUCAGCAAACUCACUGGGGCCUUCCUGUCCCACUCAGAGUGGAGUGAGCAUGCCAAAGAUGAUCUGUGGGAGAAUGUGCAAAGCCACCUGUCCUAUCCACACCUGCAUGUGCGGGUGAGAGCAGCAGGGCUGGUGGGGCAGCUGCUGGUGGCACAUCCUGUGGAGGGAGACACCUCUCCACCAAUGGCUGCCACUCCUGAGCAAGUAAGGAAGCUGGCCAUGGCACUGUGUGAGCUGCUUAGAACACAGGCUGGCCCAGAAACACACCUGCUGACCCAGCUGUCUCUAGCAGCUGUGAGGAACCUCAUUUACUUGGUCCGGCACUCAGUGAAGGUGCCACUGAUGAGGCAGACACUCAAGACUGGAAGUUCUAUUGGAGAGGAAGUUGAGCAGGAGGCUGGUGGUGAAACUGAAGGGAAAAAUGUGGAUUCCAUGAAAAAGAAGGGGCAGUUCUGUGACAGCAAGAAAGACAGAAUGAAAAGUGCAAAGAAAAGCAGAGGGUAUGUUCAGACCACAAAUAAAAGGAGGAGAACCAGUAGUGAGGGGAGUAAGGAGCUAAAUGAAGAGGAUUCCAGAAAUGGCACUUCUGGGGACCCAGACACACAAAUUGGACAGAAAAGCCAUAUGGAGGGGAACCACACAGGAACCCAAGAGGAGAAUGAGAAGAGUGCAGAUAAGAAGGCUGGUGGCAACACUAAGGCACUGGUUUUAGGUGCCUUGUGGGUCCUGCACCGUGUGGGGAACAUGGCUUAUGAGGAGCUGCAGACGGCCGCUUCAGGACGCAUUGUGACUCGCGAGGCACUCCUCAACCUGAUGGCUGGACUGCUGGUGGUGGCUGGGCCAGAUGCCAAGGCCCCAAGGCUCUUCACGUACAUCAUUAAGCACCUGGCCAGGGAGCUGACGGAUGAACACCUGCCAGAGGUGCUGAAGGAGAGGACACGAGAGGUGGCCAACCUGGUGAAGGAAACGGUUGGCGUGGAGACCUACACCCGCCACCUGGCUGCCGCCCAGACCGCCUUGGCCAGGAAGAGGCUGGACCGUCGUGCUCAUGAGCUCCAGCAGAAGGUGGUUGACCCACACCUUGUCCAGCGGAGGAAGAGGAAGAAGCAGGAGGCACUGAAGGAGUCAAGGAAGAGGAGGAUUGCUGAGAGGAAGGGCAAGAAUGUCAAAGGAGGUAAAGGGGCUAAGGGUGGCAAGGGUACCAAGACCUCCAAGGGAAAUACCAGAAGAAAAAAGCCAAAAAUGAUGGAUGAGGUGGUGGUGAGAGAGUGAAAGAAAUAAUUUUGCUAAAAUAGUCUUGUUCAAGUUAACUAUCUCAUUACUGUUGCAAAAUUAUUAUUUUUAAUAUGAUGUAUAGCUAAUUAUUGCAUGCUAUAAUCAUAGCAUGUCAUUACCUGUAUAGUGAGCAACCUGAAAUAUGUUACUUUGUAUGGUUUCUAAAAGUCUAUCUCCUUCCUAAAUAAACAGGAGUGAAUGCAAA
Molecule: messenger RNA, 9208 nt
Organism: Scylla paramamosain (green mud crab)
Lineage: Eukaryota; Metazoa; Arthropoda; Malacostraca; Decapoda; Portunidae
Product: small subunit processome component 20 homolog
Exons: 3
Coding region: 166-9000 (2944 amino acids)
Cellular component (GO): nucleolus; 90S preribosome; small-subunit processome
Source: RefSeq, a predicted model, not a curated record